AUCAGAAUCUUCAUUCUCUUUGGCUGGUCGGAGGGGAAUCCUUGGAAUGGUGGCAGACGUUCUCUCUGUAGUUUAAGGAUUGUGAGCGCUUUCCGAAUAUGGCAGCGUGAUCAUCGUGGCCCGAACCAUCAUGAUACCAGUCAUUCAAACUCAAAGAUCUUUUAUAGAGAGGGGAAUUACAGAGACUGGUGUGAGGACAUGGAGGAGGAUCCUAUGCCUCUGUGGCGGAAAUGGGAGACACGAGAGCAGAACCGGGCUAUUUGCCGAGAGCAUGAUUGUGAUGGAUUUGAAGGCUACUGUGACGCCGUGCGAAAUCCUUUGGAGAGCCACGGCUUCACCCAAUCGUUUCAACUACAUCAAGACCUCUUGAAGCAAGACCCCUUGAGCAUAUGGAUCGAAUACAUAUACUACCAAUGUUGGUGGCUAGACUAUUAUAUCAUGGCGCUUGACAGAAAGCAGCAACAUAUGAAGGAAGAAUGGUCGAAAGCGCAAUUCGGAAACUUGUUCGGAGUUGGUGAGGGAUCCAUGGGUGCAAACUGUGAAGAUGAGAAAAUAUCAUUGCCCUUCGACUUUUUCGCCCAAUCCCUUACAAUAGCAGCACUCAAGGACCAAUUGAAAAGGGCAACAGGAGCCUUUCAAAACACUAACCCGGCCGUCAGGGACGCUGAGGCCUUAUUAAGCAGGCCGAGGGACGACAGACAAGAAAGGAGGCGAGAAGAGUUG
Molecule: messenger RNA, 723 nt
Organism: Clonostachys rhizophaga
Lineage: Eukaryota; Fungi; Ascomycota; Sordariomycetes; Hypocreales; Bionectriaceae
Source: the annotation of a GenBank genome assembly